UCCCCCGCACCAUCGACAUCCAGCCGCCAACUCGAUGCACUGCAUGCAUUGCAUUCACCCGUGAUGCACAGCCGUGUCACCUCAGUUACAUCAGUAAUAUCAGAUAGUGGUAAACUACCUCCUCCACCCCCGCGCUCGUCUUCGAUGGUUGCACCCCUGCCACCGCCGAAACUCUAUUCACCGAUACCGACACCAGGACCUCUACCGCCACCUUCUUCAUCAGCCCCAGUAUCGGCAACAACCUCAACCUCAGGUUCUCCUGCAGCGUCAACUCCGUCCCUCCCCUCCACCUCAUCCGCACCUGCAUCUUCCUCUGCACAAAUACGUACAUCCACCCCUACGCGGUCUGCAGCACCCUACCGUCCAGGCUUUCAACCCAAGGGCGUGUAUCGGCCCCGCACGGAUGAAUUUUCUGAAUACCGGACGAAACGUGUUGACGAGGGGCGGAUAGAACAGACAAAGCUAGAGCGUAGGCUCGAAAAGCUUAUCGCUCUGCAUUUUCCUGUGGAGAAUUCUGUUGAGAAGGGCGUGGGUGCGAGGAAAGAUGAGGUUAGUGUCAAUGGAAGGGGAAUGGAAAAGAGGAGGGCUUCGUCGUUUUUUAAUCUCGACCUUAAGAAUAUGGAUGCGAGUGAACUGUGGAAAGGGGUAUUGCAAAGCCAAAUGAUACAGGGCUCCAACGGUGAUACUCGAGCUGCAGAGCAGCGGAUAACACCUUGGCAAGAUGAUGCUGCCGUAUCUAAAUGUCCUUUAUGCGUCGCGUCGUUUCACCCACUCACAAACCGUAAACACCAUUGCCGCCUUUGCGGUACCAUCAUCUGCAGUCUUCCUCCAAAGCUCCCGCAGCGCCACAGCCCCUGUUCAGUACUUUUCGUCGUCGAUGCCAAGACGCGGCGCAUCGAGGAGGUCGGGGAGGGCGUCGAUUACGGUGUGCGUCGUGCGGGUGCCGGCGAGGAGGAGAAAUUUCUCCGCGGCGUCAGAAUAUGCCGUAGCUGCAGGCCUGUGCUCACGCGACAGCAGUAUUGGCAGGAGAUGGCGAGCGUACCGCCGUUUGUAAGGUUCUAUGAUGCAUUCAUUAGUCUCGAGAAAGAGAUCGAGGAUGCGAUUCCCCAGUUUCAGGACCUGCUUCUUACACUCAGUAAUGACGACCAGCCGACUAAAGAAGCGUCCGCAGCACGGAAGCGUCUUCUGGAUGCCUUUGCUCAAUAUGAUGUUUUGGCCAAACGAAUACGUGAUAUUCCUUGCAAUACAGGGUCUUCCCAGAACCACGUGCAGCUUGCAGUCCUCAGCAGGGCGAAUCUAUUUUUGCAGAAGCAUAUGUUCCCAUUGCAGUCCCUGCCCAAGCCUAAAAAGCGCGACUCAACAUCGUCACCUGUCCCUUUCGAGACACCACUUGUGGACCCCGAUUCAGACCUAGCCCAUACACUACAACCGCUUCUAGAACAAGAGGCUCUUCUCGAAUCCUUUGUCGGCGAGGCGAUGGCGCAUCGCAAGUUCGAAGAUGCGAAGACGCUCAAGGCGAACCUCGCCGAAAUCAGAGCCGAAGUCGAUCGUAUGCUAGGUGAUGCUGUGCGGUGAGAUGGAGACGCGCAUGGGGUGAUUAUAGCCGGGGUGAUCAUAGCUGGUUGACGACUCAUUCAUACACGCAAACACGAUACUAUCUUAUGAAUCUAGCAUUACAUCCGCAUCCUCGUUUUAUCGCUCUGAUAGAUCUUAUGCUUUGGGACCCUUUUAUUUCACAUACACAUUACCUUCAUGUAGGAUCCAGCAUAAUAUAGGCAUGGAAUUUUGAAAGCAAAAGACAAUA
Suillus fuscotomentosus is the source of this 1804-nucleotide messenger RNA. RefSeq names its product FYVE zinc finger-domain-containing protein. Bases 64 to 1575 code for a protein of 503 amino acids. Lineage: Eukaryota; Fungi; Basidiomycota; Agaricomycetes; Boletales; Suillaceae. The record is from RefSeq and is a predicted model, not a curated record. The transcript has 7 exons. Gene Ontology annotation, molecular function: metal ion binding.